GGCCCUUAAAGUUUGUUUGUUCGCUGAAUGCGGCGUGUGAUGAAAACGUGUUACUGAUCCCGUUCGAGAAUAAUCAGAUGAAUCUGAUUUGGGACAUUUGAUUUUGGACUUUCGAGACGCCGACUGUUGCCAUUAGGCACGAAACUCAUUCAACCGACCUACUUUUUCCCCAGUUGCCUUGAGGAAAGACCGACUAGGUUAGAAACGGUGUGCUUGCAGUCAUACAGGGACUGAAUUACAACAACUUUAAUGCCAAUCACGAACGAGGAUACGCGACGCACCAUUCCGAGAAGGCAAACUGCGGAAAAGUCUGCUGGAAAGGCUCUGCGAAGAGAUAUCGGAAAGAGUUUGGCUAUCCGGACACUUUUGGUGAAUUGCAACUUUUGAGCAGCAGUUUGAUAACCCGAAAGAUUAAAAGAUACGGUUGGUGUCUUUAACGAGAAAUUGACAUUCCUGAAGUGACCAAGUUAAGCUCUAACGUAGCCUCCAGAUGGUUGCUAAGAAGGGUUAAACUGUAUCUAAAGGGAGUUGGAAAAUCCAGCCUUUCUUCCACACGGAUCAACUCAUUGGGUGGGAGCAGCAAGAGAGACAAGAGUCCCCAGCAAAUCAGAGGCUAAUUGAUUAAAGAGACUUCAUUUGAAUAGGGGCUGGCAAGGUGCCAAUCGCCUUUCAGAGGACCCCCCCUCCAUGAUUAAUCGUGAGGCAUUAUUGAUAAUCAUAACAGGACACAUGCGCGGUGGAUGGGCUCCAUUUCCGUAAUUUUGAGCAGAUUUGAUAGUAUUUUUAUUCUUUCGUGGCUGAUGCGUGAGCCAGCAUGUCGCGGAGGAAACAAGCGAAGCCGCAGCAUUUCCAGACCGACUCGCAGCUGGUCCUUACCGCGCACAAUGGGGACACAGUGGCCAACUCAGACGACUCCCCUUGCAAAGACUCGGGUGCCCAUGUCUGCGGCAGAUGUUGUGCAGAGUUCUUUGAACUAUCGGAUCUUGAACACCACCAGAAGAAUUGCACUAAGAAUCAAUUAGUUCUAAUUGUAAAUGAAAAUCCAGUGUCUCCCUCCGGAACCUUUUCCCCGGGCUCCUCUCCUCAUAAUCCGGAUGAGCAGGUGAAUGACACAACUAAUAACACAGAUCAAGCAGAGUUGGCUGACCUUUUGGAGCAGAAUAUACUUGACAAAGAGGAGGCCAUGGACACAGAGGUGUCAGAAGUCUCUGCUACACAUAAGGAUGGCAGUGGACAUGCGGUGGGUGGAAGCCCACUUGGGGGUGCUGGAAGCAGCCAUGGACCUCUGGGCAGCACUGGGUCCAAUUUGGGAAAUUCUGCCAUUUCUCCCUCACUACCUCAGCUGGGCAACUUAACUGAGCUGGGAAAUUUUUCCAUGAUCAACAGUAAUGUCAUUAUUGAAAACCUACAGAGCACCAAAGUAGCUGUGGCUCAGUUCUCUCAAGAGACAAGAUCAGCGGGAGGACAAAGGGUGGCUGUGCCAGCCCUUAUGGAGCAGCUCUUGGCACUGCAGCAGCAGCAGAUUCAUCAGCUGCAGCUCAUCGAGCAGAUCCGUCACCAGAUUCUUCUGUUAGCUUCCCAAUCACCUGAGCUCCAAGUACCACCUAGUUCUUCGCCAGUCACUUCAGGUUCAGGUGCUAGCCCACUAACCACUCUUAGUUCCCAUUUGUCUCAACAGUUGGCAGCUGCCGCAGGGUUAGCACAGAGCAUAGCUAGCCAGUCUGCAAGCAUUAGCAGUUUGAAACAGAUGGCUAAUGCUGCGCAGCUACCUCAGAACAAUUCUAAUGUGGGAGAGUCGUCUCAAAACCCCGGAGCACCGGGGGCAGCUACAGUUAAUGUCCAGUCUUCUGAGAAGAGGCCGGGCCAUACGGGGAGCUUACAUCCUCAAUUAGCAAACCCAUCACUUUCAAAACCAUCCACACCAGCCUUUGGGAUGAGUAAUAUUUUGAACCCAGUGGCUAAUACCCUUCUACCUCAGCCCCCACCAGGCAAUCCAAUGUUUUCCAGUGCACUGCCCAGUGUUGGUACUACAGUUGAAGAUCUCAGCUCACUGGCUGCACUGGCUCAAAGAAAAGGCAAGCCACCCAAUGUUGCAUCUUUUGAACCGAAAAGUAGCUCAGAGGAUGCUUUUUUCAAACAUAAAUGUAGGUUUUGUGGCAAGGUGUUUGGUAGUGACAGUGCUCUACAGAUUCACUUACGUUCUCAUACAGGUGAGAGGCCGUACAAGUGCAACAUUUGUGGAAAUCGCUUUUCAACCCGUGGUAACUUGAAGGUGCACUUUCAGCGACAUAAGGAGAAGUUUCCACACAUUCAGAUGAAUCCAUACCCUGUUCCAGAGCAUUUAGACAAUAUUCCAACAAGUACUGGCAUUCCCUAUGGAAUGUCAAUGCCCCCUGAGAAGCCAGUUACUAGCUGGUUGGAUAGCAAGCCUGUACUUUCAACUCUGACCUCUUCUGUUGGCAUGUUACUUCCACCAACAAUACCAAGUCUGCCUCCAUUUAUCAAAAAGGAAGAGAAUAACUCGCUGGUUACAAGCAGCCCUUCUCAUUCUGCUAAAAGUGACUCUGGUCCAGCUGAAGCAGCCACAAAAAACACAGAGAGGGUGUUGGAAGAGGUUGAGAGCACAACCUUGCCUACCUCAAAUGGAAAAACGGAAGAAAACCACCACUCCUCCAGUUUAACAACUAAUGUGAUUGCUGCUGGAGAGGGCACCAUCAAGUACACCACCCCCAACAGCCCUCCAAUGGCCACUAAUCCACUAAUGCCCCUGAUGUCAGAGCAGUUCAAAGCUAAGUUUCCUUUUGGUGGUCUACUUGAUCCCUUGCAGGGCUCAGAAACAUCCAAACUUCAACAACUGGUUGAGAACAUUGACAGGAAAGUGACAGACCCCAAUGAGUGUGUUAUCUGCCACCGUGUUCUUAGUUGCCACAGUGCCCUGAAGAUGCACUACCGCACACACACUGGGGAGAGGCCUUUCAAAUGUAAAGUGUGUGGCCGUGCGUUCACCACCAAGGGAAACCUGAAAACUCAUUACAGUGUCCAUCGAGCAAUGCCACCACUGAGGGUCCAGCACUCUUGUCCUAUUUGCCAGAAAAAGUUCACAAAUGCUGUGGUACUGCAGCAGCACAUUCGAAUGCAUAUGGGUGGCCAGAUCCCUAACACCCCUCUUCCUGACAGCUACCCAGAAUCCAUGGGCUCUGAUGCCGGCUCAUUUGAUGAGAGAAAUUUUGAUGAUUUUGACAACUUCUCUGAUGAAAAUAUGGAGGGAAUUGAGGAUGGACCAGACAGCAGCAUCCCACACACACCAAAGUCAGCUGAUGCAUCUCAAGACAGCCUCUGUUCAUCCCCUACACCAAUUGAGUCGUCAGGCAUGGAAACCCAGGAAAAGAGUGCCAACCACAUAGCAGAAGAAGUGAAUUGUGGACAGGAAAAAUCAGUGGAGAAUGGAUUCAUGGAAGGAGACAGAUUCACGAAUGACUCCUCUUCAAUUGGAGGUGAUAUUGAAAGCCAAAGUGCCGGAAGUCCAGCUGUCUCUGAAUCUACCUCUUCCAUGCAGGCACCGUCACCCACUAAUGGAAAUCACCAACAGCAAAAAUCUCCAAGUCUAGAGGAUCGGCAACAGCGGGCAUUGUCAUUUGAGUAUAUUAGCGCAGGUCUUAUGCAGAGUCAUUCUGCCAGUCCUGGAGCUCUGGAUCUUACUUCAAUUAAUCCAUUGAAAGAGCCUCUUAGUAUGAUUUUCCCCUUCCGUGAUCGAGGCACCUUUAAGAAUACAGCAUGCGAUAUCUGCGGAAAGACAUUUGCCUGCCAGAGUGCCUUGGAUAUUCACUACCGAAGCCAUACCAAAGAGAGACCAUUCAUUUGUAACGCAUGCAACCGAGGUUUUUCCACCAAGGGUAACUUGAAACAACAUAUGCUGACCCAUCAGAUGCGAGAUUUGCCCUCUCAGCUCUUUGAGCCCAACAACAGUCUUUCAUCCAGCCCAACUCCUUCACUUCUUUCUGUUGGACCCUUGUCCGCCUUGAUGAAGACUGAGGUCAAUGGCUUUCUUCAUGGUCUUCAACUUGAUGUAAAAGACUUGCCCUCAGGACUGGUGACCUCAUCUGCUUCGACCUCUCCAGUUCUUUCAGCUGCCCCACCAAGGAGAACGCCUAAGCAGCACAACUGCAACACCUGUGGAAAAACAUUUUCCUCCUCCAGUGCCCUGCAGAUCCACGAGCGAACCCAUACCGGAGAGAAGCCUUUUGCUUGCACCAUCUGUGGACGAGCAUUCACCACCAAAGGAAAUCUCAAGGUUCACAUGGGUACCCACAUGUGGAACAGUGCUCCUGCUCGCCGUGGUCGCAGGCUUUCAGUAGACGGUCCAAUGGCUUUCCUAGGCACCAACCCUGUAAAGUUCCCAGAGCUCUUCCAAAAGGACCUAACUGGCAGAGCUGGAAAUGGAGAUCCAACCAGCUUCUGGAAUCAGUAUGCCGCUGCAUUCUCAAAUGGCCUGGCUAUGAAGACCAACGAAAUCUCUGUUAUCCAGAAUGGAGGACUGCCCCCUCCCCUGUCAGGGAGUGUGGGUAACGGGGGCAGUUCACCUAUCGGGGGUUUGACAGGCAGCAUGGAAAGGCUGCAUAACUCCGAGCCCAAUCCUGCUCUGGCUGGCCUUGAGAAAAUGGCCAACAACGAAAAUGGGACUCCCUUCCGCUUCACUCGCUUCAUGGAGGACAAGGAGAUUGUGACCAACUAGAAAACAGUUUUUGUUGUACUCAUGAACAAACACAUACGCUCUUCAACAGACCAAACACGUGUCCCUGUAUGCGCGUAAAUGAAAGAGGAAAGCAAGAAAAAAUAACUAUUUCAGCUUUUGCUUGCAAUUAAGACUUUAUGAAGAAAAGUUUGAAAAGAACUCGCUUUGUACAAUGUACAACAUCUUAUAGUUUUACGGAGCUUAUUUAUUAGUGAUUAUAACCUUGCUCGAAAACCAAGUGGAAAUAUUAACAGUAACUUAGUUUUUGUUAUUUUCUGUUUUAUCUGCAUUUUCUGUUUUAUCUGCAGAGUCAUUCUGUACAAGUGUUUUAAAGUGUGCUUUUGAAAAUCAGCUUUCCUUGUUAGACAACUUCAUCAUGGCAUUAAAUUAUUUUCUAUCUGUAGUACGUGUUAACAAAACUUGAUGUUCAUGUAAUGAUUUAGAGCUUACAAAGUGUAACUUAAGGCUGUAAAUACUGUACACUUAUCUGUGCUA
Messenger RNA from Triplophysa dalaica, 5227 nucleotides. RefSeq names its product spalt-like transcription factor 1a (gene sall1a). The record is from RefSeq and is a predicted model, not a curated record. Lineage: Eukaryota; Metazoa; Chordata; Actinopteri; Cypriniformes; Nemacheilidae. Gene Ontology annotation, molecular function: DNA-binding transcription factor activity, RNA polymerase II-specific; RNA polymerase II cis-regulatory region sequence-specific DNA binding. The transcript is spliced from 3 exons. Gene Ontology annotation, cellular component: nucleus. The coding region runs from base 815 to 4732 and encodes 1305 amino acids. Gene Ontology annotation, biological process: regulation of transcription by RNA polymerase II.